AUGUUAAGAUAUUCUCUAGCAACGCUUAUCAGUACAGUACGACAUUAUAAACACAUAUUUGCUACAAAUGGGUAUUUAUCAAUAAUGCCAACAUUUCUACAUCUCUAUUCGAAUAUUCAAAGUAAUCCAAUUAAAAAAGCAAUUGAAUACUGUUGUAGACAAUUUUAUAUCUUACAUCGUGUGCCAUUCCUAUUACAAAUGUUGGGUAGUAUAUCGCAACUACUGGAUUUUGAUGAACAAGCUGAUAUAACCGAUACAAAUAAAAUACAACCAGUCGCAUUAUUUCGUUUAUUAAUUGCAUUGGAAUAUAAUCAUCAGGGGUGCAGAAUAUGCCCUUCUGCGCCAACGCGCAUUGGGGGAAAUUUUGAAAAAUUAUUGACUUUGGAAUUUUUUCUAAUGGGAAAUUAUUAUUUUAUACGUAAAUGA
Molecule: messenger RNA, 426 nt
Organism: Didymodactylos carnosus
Lineage: Eukaryota; Metazoa; Rotifera; Eurotatoria; Philodinida; Philodinidae
Source: the annotation of a GenBank genome assembly